This is a messenger RNA of Lizanozyma spartinae, 177 nucleotides long. RefSeq lists its product as uncharacterized. The coding region runs from base 1 to 177 and encodes 58 amino acids. The transcript is spliced from 2 exons. Lineage: Eukaryota; Fungi; Ascomycota; Pichiomycetes; Serinales; Debaryomycetaceae. The record is from RefSeq and is a predicted model, not a curated record.
AUGGCUAGAGGAAAUCAAAGAGAUCUCGCACGGGCAAAAAACUUGAAGAAACAACAAGAAGCCGGGAAAGCACUGAAGAAGGAGGGUGAUCCCACCAAGCGUAUGGAAAGUGAUGCAGAAAAGAUGAGAGCCAAACAAGCUGCAGCUGAUGCCCGCAAAGCCGAAGCCAAAAAGUAG